AUGAAAGGGGUGAUGAGGUUUGGGAAGAAAGGGAAGUUAAGCCCUCAGUACAUUGGGUCAUUUGAGAUCUUGGAGAGGAUAGGUCCACUUGCUUACCGGAUGGCAUUGCCCCCAACACUAACCAAAGUUCAUGACAUGUUUCACAUAUCCGUGCUGAGGAAGUACGUGUCAGACCUUUCGCACGUGCUCAGUUAUGAACCUCUGGAGAUUGGGGAUGCAUUAUCAUAUGAGGAGGUACAACAGUUGCGUACUAAGAAGAUACCUUUAGUGAAAGUACUGUGGCGGAACCAUGCAGUCAAGGAGGCUUCUUGGGAGUUAGAGGCUGAGAUACACCAGAAAUACCCAUAG
Malania oleifera is the source of this 348-nucleotide messenger RNA. RefSeq lists its product as uncharacterized. The record is from RefSeq and is a predicted model, not a curated record. Bases 1 to 348 code for a protein of 115 amino acids. The transcript has a single exon. Lineage: Eukaryota; Viridiplantae; Streptophyta; Magnoliopsida; Santalales; Ximeniaceae.